Molecule: messenger RNA, 1054 nt
Organism: Rubroshorea leprosula
Lineage: Eukaryota; Viridiplantae; Streptophyta; Magnoliopsida; Malvales; Dipterocarpaceae
Source: the annotation of a GenBank genome assembly
AUUUUUUGUGGUUCUCUUUGCUUGCUCGAUUGUGCAGGAAAGCAAGAAGCUGGAACAAAGAUUGCUGGAUUCUGUGCACAUGCUCUUUUAAUGUUUGGAGGUGCUCAUACACCCCAGGGCACUUGCACUGGCUGAUUUCCCCUCUUCACGUCCUAAUUCCUCCAAAGGAGUGGAACAUGGUGCACCUGAAUUAGAUUAUGACGAUGAUGAUUUCCUGCUAAAUUUUAAGGAUUCUCCAGAAAAAUACCCUGUGAAGAAUAUGAAGGAUACCGUAGAACCAUUCAAAACCACUGGAACUAAUUUUGCUGAAAAGCCUUCCAUUGCUGGUUCAUAUGGUAUAAAAGUUCCAGAGAUAAAUGAGCAGAAACAUGCAACAGGCAAUGCAGAUGUUCAGAUGAGAAGUGACAGGGACCAAAUUAUGGUGGAAUCCUGUCAGUUCCAAGAAUCAGUUCAGUUCCAGGAAGUUCUUUCUACCAAAAUUGCCACAACUAAUGAGGUUACUGAAGAUCCUCAAGGCACAGAACAGUUUGUUUCUAUCAGAAGUACCAUGAGUCAUGAAGUUACUGUAGAUUCUCAAGGUCAAGGCACUGAAACAGAGUUGGGAAGAGCUGCUUUGGGCCGACAUGAGGUGGUAUCUGGAGUGAAUGUAUUGCAAGAUAAAGUCGAGGGAGUUGCUAACAUCAGUGGAAAUACUCCCUCGGUCAUACCAAGGACUGAGAAGGUAAAGAUCCUUGGGAUAGUGACUCAUCUACGGGAUCAUUCCCUGAUAUUGUUGAUGCAGAUCCAGAUUCUGAUUCUGACUAGGUAUCAAGUUGAAAGUUCUGGUAAGACUUGAAUAUGUUUUUUUAUCAAAGCCAGUGAAGUCAUAAUUGCCAAAUUUUGAUUUACAUUCAAGGUAUGAGAUGCCAUUAGGGAUGUCAACGGGGUCCGUGGGGCGGGAAGUCCCUCCUAGUUCCCGCGGGGAUUUUUGAUGGGAGGUAGAUUUUGCUUUUGUUCUCGUUUUCCGUGGGGAUUCUCAUUCCCCACCAAUUAAUAUUAAAUUAUAAGUUUUUUU